AUGGAGGCACGUCCAAUUCUCCAAGCUCUGCAGCGUUUCCCUCGGCGGAAAAAAAUCGAACCAAAGAUGGAGGGCCUAGAUGAAAAGCAGAAAAAAAUUGCUGCUGGAGCGAGAAGGAACAAAGAUCCUAGACCACCGCAGCAACAGAAAGGUGUAAAGGCGAAUAGAGGUGCCUUCAAACAACCCAGCAGGAAGUACCAACCAGAGUCAUGGAACCUAAAGGUCAGUCAUCUAGGGACGACUGUAGGAGGAUGGCGCAAUGGAAGUGGUAGGAAGGAUGAGCAAUCGUUCGGAAAUCAGCUACACGAGCAGGAUUACCCGACCAUGGGUGAUAUAGUGAGCGAUUGGGACAGCAAAGAGGAUGCAAGGAAAAAAGACAGUGUGGAAGAAGAAGAAAAUAGGUUUGGAGAAGAAAAAAGCGCAAUCGAUUCAGGAGAAGAUAAGGAUACGGGGAAGGAGGAGAAGGCAUCAGAAGUCAAGAAAGGAGGAGUGAAACUAGUUGAGAAAAAUGGGCUGGAUAAGCGGCAGGUAAAUGUUGCAAGUUCGGAAGAAAGAAGGAAAUUGGACAUGACUAAAACUAAAGUUCCUGAAUCGGUGAGGAGAGACUUCGGAAUCUUCGAAAAGAGACCGAAGAAAAAAGAAGAUGAUGUGGAGAAGAAAAAUGUCGAAGAGAGAAAAAUAGAGCGAGAGCAUGCAGAAAAAAAGUCUUCUGAUAAUAAAAAGGAAGAAGGACUCAAAUUCUGUGAGAACAAGAAGAAAGAGAGUCGUGAGAAUGUAAAAGAAGAGGUUGCAAGGAAAAAGCUCGAAGAGGGGGACAAAAAAUCGUCAGACCCCCAACAGCAGAAGAAAGAAAGUGGCGAAAUAAUCAAAAAGAAAGGCACUCCAGAGGCGAAGAAAAAGUCAUGUGAGAAGACUCCAACUAAGAAAAUGUCAAUCAGCGAUCUUUUGAAAGAAGCAGGCCAGAAAUCGAGUGCCCAGUCUUUAGCGAAGAAAAUUCUCGAAAGUGACGUGAAAAAGGGCGCGAGCAGCGACCAGAGGAGAAGUCCUUCAGGAAUAAAGAAAUCCCCAGCAGAAGGAAAAAAGUCGGCGGAAGCACCCCGAAGUGGACUAAAAAGCAAGACGACUCAGACAUCUGGUAUAGGGAGAAAAGAUAGGGAGACUGGAAAAGAGAUUGGGAAGAGUGGAAGCAAAGAGGUUAAAAAGGCAAGCAAGGAGGACAGAAAUAAGAAGGAGUCCGCAGAGAAGGAACCCAAAGUAUCAGAAGAUAAGGUAAAGAAGGAAGCGAAACUAGAAAAUAAGGGAAGAAUCAAUAAAGCUGCUUUCGAUGGCAAAAAUAAAGCAAAGAAAGGCGAACGAGUGAAGGGAUGUAAAGAUCAUAGUGAACUGAAACGGAAGAAGGAUUAUUUUCUAUUUCCCUCUGAGACGAUGGAAGGGCCCAUAAUGUUCUCCCUACUUCGACGUGGACAAUUGGAACUGUCAGUCUAUGCUACUGCCAACCUGUACAUGUGUACGCAGCUUAUACAGGAGCGGUCUCAUGGAGACUUUGAAGGGGAAGUGCCACAAGUUUCUGAAAAAACAGUGGACAGUUGCCCGUGGUUCAAC
Messenger RNA from Ostertagia ostertagi, 1602 nucleotides. Lineage: Eukaryota; Metazoa; Nematoda; Chromadorea; Rhabditida; Trichostrongylidae. The record is from the annotation of a GenBank genome assembly.